UUUUUAUCAGUGUCAGAUGAGGAGAGAAGUGAGUGAUGAAAAGAGAUAGAGAGCUGAGAUGACAGCUGUUUGACGGAGGGACAGCAGGAGGAGGGAGCACAUGUGAAACAUCAAAUGUAAAAGACAGAGGACGCAACACGCUGGAGAAACACAGAGCAAGACACCCAUAUACUAAGAAUGAGUGCAACUCGAAUAGAGCUUGAGCCUCAGCUAUCAGUCCAGCCAUCAUCAGAGCCAGAACCUGAGAGGCGGCUUCAGCCUCCACCUCUGUUUCAGCUGCCACUCCCCACCCAAGAUCCCUCCGAGAUCCAUCAACAAACCCAGCUCCAACCUGAGCUACAGUCAGAGUCUAACCCUGAGCACCAAGCAAAGCCAGUGUGGAUAAACCAUCGAAGGCAGCUUCUUUUUUUUCUUUUUGGGUUCUCCUUAUGUGCUGCCAUUCUAGGAAUAAUUUACUAUAUGCAUCAGAACCUUCAAAAUAGGAGCAAUAACCAGGCAGACACUGAAACACCAUGUCUCUCCCCAGCCUGUCAGUGGGCCUCCACCCAUCUGUUCAUGUCUGCUGAUCCCUUCAUGCAGCCCUGUGAUUACUUCUUGUUCACAUGUGGAUCUGACGGACUUUCACCAGACAGUGGGGGGAGACAAAGAGGUCAGGGCAUCCCUGGACAUCCACAGAACCAGAAGGAAAACGCAGUAUGGCCAGAGAGGAGAGGACGAAGUAAAGAGAGGCAAGACAGAGGACAGAGAAAGGAGAAAAUACUGGACAGAAAAACUGUGCUGCUGCAGUAUCUCAGAGAGAUUUUGGAAUCAAACGACAGACCGGGUAGUACAGCAGUGCAGAAGGCCAAAGGAUUCUACCAUUCCUGUUUGGACACUAAAUCCAUAGAGACUGCUGGAGCAGAGCCCUUCCUCACACUCAUCCAGCAACUGGGAGGCUGGGCAGUAUCAGGCCAGUGGAAUCAGACCGAUCUCAACUCCACCCUGAGCCUGCUGAUGCGAGACUACGCCACCUUUCCAUUCUUCAACCUCUAUGUGGGCAAAGACCCAAAUGAAAUUGCCCGCGGGACAACGAAAAGAUACAUACAGAUUGAUCAGCCAGAUCUGUUAAUCCCGAUUGAAUGGAACAGCAAGACACAGAAGUCUCAGGCUAAAACUCAGACGUUACGUCCCUUCUUGACAUCAUGUCAGAGGUACCUGGCCCUGUUGGGGGCCCCGCCCAGCAGAAGCAUGAUCCACGUGGGCACGUUCAUCUCUCUGUCUUCUGAACUCGCUGUGGCUUCUGCACCUCUGCACUAUCGCCUGUCGAAAGGGCAGCUUUAUCAGCGCAUGACCAUCAAAGAGCUACAGAGCCAGGCCCCUGCAAUUGACUGGUUGGGCUGUCUGCAGGCCACUUUCCAUCCACUACCCCUCAUCGAAGAUGAUCAUGUCCUUCUGCAUAACUUACCCUACAUUGUGCAAAUGUCCCGCAUUAUUGGCAAAUGGCUGAACAAGCAUGAGCUGAGCACCAGCGCCCCCCUUCAUACUUUCAUGGUCCUCAAUCUGCUGCACACCAUGAUGCCUGCUCUAGACUCCAGAUUUUCUGAAACAGCGAACAAUUUGUCUGUGGCUCUGGGUAACACUGAAGGGGUAGCCCCUCGCUGGAAACACUGUGUGUUAGAGACUGAGAGAGGAUUUGACUUAGUUCUUAGAGACCUUCUCAGUGAAAGGACAGCACACAGAGAGGCAGAGGAGAUUAUUCAAAAUAUCUUUUCCUCUUUCAAGUCCAAAUUACGUGAACUCAAGUGGACAGAUCAGAAGUCUCUCCAGGUUGUCAUGAAAAAGGUUCAGUCAUUAAUUCCGAGACUUUGGACUACAAAAGAGGUCUCUAGUGAGGCAGAGCUUGACCUGCUUUUUUCCAAGGUGACAGUCAGCACACAUAGCUUCUUCUCCAACUACGUCCAGCUACUGUCCUUGUGGCAAAAGAGACGCAGUCAACUCUUGACUGAGCUGACUGAGGCGGCUGAUAUUUUGUCUGUCACACCAUUUCUCCUGGGUUAUGAGCUCCUUGUUCCCAUGGGAAUGUUUGUCCCUCAUCUCUUCCAUCCUACCUAUCCUCGGGCAAUGAAUUAUGGUGCAAUGGGUUUCCUUAUCGCCAAAGAUAUCCUCCACCUGAUUCUACCUGACAUUUACUCUCAGAGUGAGACGGUGCAUGCUGUGGGGGAAUGUGUGUGGGCUCACUACCUCACUGUGACAGAAAAAGCAGGCCGAGGUGGAGUGUUUUCUCUCUCAGCAGCGCAGCAGCAGGAGGUGUGGGUGCAGUAUUCUGCACUGCAGAUAGCAUUGCAGGCUUAUCAUCAGAGUCUAAAGAACCAUCCGAGUGACACUUCCAUCUCAGGACUAUCACACACUCGUCUGUUUCUCACAUCCUUUUCUCAGGUUAACUGUGACUCAGACCCAUACAGUGAGCUCAUGCCCUUGGAGCCCUCCUUCCUGAUUACAGUCAUUUGUGCCAAAUCUGACCUGUGUCCUACAAGCCUACAGUGUCUCAAUAAAACCCAGCCGCAUCCAUUACAAACAUGCUGAACACACUCUUGUGAAGACCAGCAGGUUUUGUUUUUGUAGUUACUGAUUAUUACGGAUUGUCUGGCAAACUACCGACUUGUGAAUCGUGCUGUAGACAUUAAGCACGCUGUGGAUGUUGGCAAACUUUUGUUAGAAUAAAGAUAGUUUAUAUAACAUAUUUAUGGUAAGAGUACCUACAGUAUGUAAAAAGCCAAGGAAACGCUGACAUCUGUUUUGUAUUAGUAGUUAUUGUUAAGAUAUGUUUGCAUUUCCAUAGAUUGCACAAGCUGUUAAGUAUUAUAAUUUAUUAAGUAUAAAUAAAAUAAACAUUUGAAAAACAA
Molecule: messenger RNA, 2882 nt
Organism: Siniperca chuatsi (mandarin fish)
Lineage: Eukaryota; Metazoa; Chordata; Actinopteri; Centrarchiformes; Sinipercidae
Gene: kel
Product: Kell metallo-endopeptidase (Kell blood group)
Exons: 18
Coding region: 178-2562 (794 amino acids)
Biological process (GO): protein processing
Cellular component (GO): plasma membrane
Molecular function (GO): metalloendopeptidase activity
Source: RefSeq, a predicted model, not a curated record